UCAACAUGUCUUGAUUUUGCUAGACCAUCCGUUGUCAGGAUCAUGGCGAGUGAAAACUAAGUUUACUAACAAGACACAUAACUGUCGUUACAAAAAAACUAACAUGGAGGAAGCUUGGGAUUUCGAAUUUGUGUCCCGUGUCGUUGACAGUUUAGUGUCAUUCUUGUCAGAGUUUGUGGACGACUGGCUAGCCAACGAUAUGAGAGUAACGGUUUUUAAAAUAUUAUUUAGCUGGCUCGUAUUUAGUCUUAUUGCUAUUCACUUUGCCUGGAAAGUGUACGGCAGCACAGUCAACGAUAUGUACUACAGACAAGGCACCGGUGGACAAAACGGUGGUACUCCGGACACGGCACCUCAUCAUGGCUGGGAUAGUGCGUCGGGGGAUGCCCUGAAGAUUCACCGUGACUAACGCGAGACAAGGACGUUGCACAAAGCCCGUUAAGAUCAGAAUUCGACACAGGACAAAUGAUUACGUUACACCCGAAAACCGGAGCAUUUUCAUCUUGAUUCCCAACAAGCUGUUCAUGUACAGAGCCCAUAAGAAGAUGGUGUGUGGUCACAUAAAACUCUGGGUGUAUUCCGGUCAAGGCCAUGAACCGUUUGCUCUUUGUUCUGUUCUGUUUAAUUAUAAAACCAUCCAUUCUGCUGAAGCAAUAUGCUGGAGGUGACAUCAAAAAAAAAAAAAAGAACAUGUCCUGGCAUUUGCUCUCCUCAGCAGAAAUGUUAUGUAGUAUAAAAUGGGAUCAGUUAUUAAAAACAUUUGACGUGAUAAUCUGGAAAGUGAUGUGUGCAUCUGAAUUAUAGGAUAGCAGUGGCCUGCAUACAGGUAAAUGCAGAUAAACCCAUUAUACCAUCUGCCUUCUCAUGGCAUGAUCAGAAUGGACAGCCUGGUGCCUCUGGGCCAGAAUCUCCACGGACCCGUUUCCGCUUAAAGAUCAAAUAACAAUGAUUGUGCUUGUGACUGUAUUUCCUAGGAGCAUAAUAAUAAGUGAAGGCCAGGGAGUUGUAGGAUUGACGAACUAAGUGUUCGUUGUAACAGAACUGGUCUAGAGUUCUACCGGCUCCUGUAUGAUGUCGCUGUCAUCUCCUACAUUUGACUCUACUGGCUCGUUCUCUUUUUGGAGGAAAAGACAGUGAGGGUGACAGUGACCCAGUCUAGUAGAUGAGUGAACUGGAUUAAGAAGUAUUGUAAGAGGGGUGUGUGUGUGGGUGUGUGUUUA
Chanos chanos (milkfish) is the source of this 1220-nucleotide messenger RNA. RefSeq names its product T cell leukemia translocation altered (gene tcta). Gene Ontology annotation, biological process: osteoclast fusion. NCBI's taxonomy places the organism in Eukaryota, Metazoa, Chordata, Actinopteri, Gonorynchiformes, Chanidae. The record is from RefSeq and is a predicted model, not a curated record. The transcript is spliced from 3 exons. The coding region runs from base 104 to 409 and encodes 101 amino acids.